UUGGCAGGUGGAAAAGGCUGUGAUGGAGCUCCUCACACACGCGCGGGCGCAUGGUCUGCCUGUGGAUCGGUUGGCCAUCCAGGCCUUUGGGCGCAAAGCGAAAGCAACUGUCGCGGCCAAGGCAUCAACACCUGCAGAACGUGACCGACUCGACAAGUUCAUCGCCUCUGAGGGGUGGGCAAAGAAGUUCAUCGCUCGCCACAACCUCAAGUCCAGGAAGCUGCACGGCCAGUCGGGAAGCGUCGAUGAUGCAGCUAUCGCCGACGGACUCCGCAAGGUCCGAGAGAUGAUCGCGAAGUACGACCCGGACAACGACGACCUGGUUGAGCUACGCCAAUCGGGACAGUCGGCGGCGGCAGCGGCCCCGGCUCCGCCGCCGUACGCGAAUGUAGCAACCCAUUUUGGUGAACUCGAGGAUACUGCCGAGAAGUGCCGCAUGUCCGAAGUGUCUUUUCACCUCCGCAAGGCUAAGCUAGCGUGGAUGAGUGCCUACGGGAGAAUCAUCCAAGGUAGAAAGAGGGCGGGUAAGCCGACGUACUGCUUCUUCCUGGACGUAAAAAUGGCAUACGACACCGGGGUCCCUCAAGGUUGCACGCUGUCCCCAACAUUGUUCCAGGUGUUCAUCAACGAUCUGUUGGAAGUCGUAGAGGCAGUCCGGAAGGGAGUAAAAGUAGGGGACACGGAAACGUCGGUUUCAGGAAUGCUGUUUGCGGAUGAUUUUGUCGGUAUGUCGGACACCCCUGAGGGACUGCAACUGCAAAUUGACGCGGCGAAGAAGUUUACUGAUAAGUGGAGAUUGUCUGCUAACGUUAAGAAGAGUACCGUCGUCAUUGUAUGCAACGAGAACAAGGAGACAGUAGAACAUAGAUGGAAGUGGGGGAUCGAGGAGAUUGCAGUAGUGGACCAGUACACAUACCUUGGAGUAGAGAUCGCAAAAGACUGCUCGUGGAAUGCACACAUGUCCAAGGUAGCGGAAAAGGGCAAAUCACGAGCAGGGAAGCUGCAUCCAAUACUCGCAAACCGGCACCUCGAUACACGCAUCAAAUUGACGGUUUUGAAGAGCGUAAUCGUACCGCCGCUAGAGUACGCCGGAGAAGUAUGGGAAGGAAAUAAGAAGGUAGUGAAAGAACUCGAGGCGGCGCAGAUGAAAGCAGCGAAAAUCAUCCUAGGAUGCUCCACGCGCACAAGUAAUGCAGCCGUGAGGGCAGAAUUGGGGAUCCAAUCCCUACGGUCGGGAAGAGACACGAGGAAGCUGACAUUUCAGUAUCGCAUGUGUGGGAUGGGAUAG
Messenger RNA from Ectocarpus sp. CCAP 1310/34, 1288 nucleotides. NCBI's taxonomy places the organism in Eukaryota, Phaeophyceae, Ectocarpales, Ectocarpaceae. The record is from the annotation of a GenBank genome assembly.